AUGUCACUGCUUUUUGAUCUUGUACACCUCCGCACCAUCGAGGUCACCCCACAAAGCUCGAAUCUCGACAACGUGUUAAGCCUCGCGUGGACCACUAGCGACAGCCGGCGAUCCUCUCGCCGCACCGAUCAAGCACAGUAUAUCUACUCCGGUCCGCUCCUACGUAACAGUCCAGUGUCAGUACUCGAUGAUGUGGUUAUCAAAUGCAGUCUUGGACAGCUUGUGCGCAGCAACAUCAACUUUAGCAUCGAUCUCCUGAAGGAGCUUUGUCGGGCGCACCACGUGGAAGGGUAUUCCAGGAGGAAUCCGCUUGCCAAAGAGCUAUUCCUACAAGCGCUCCUUUGGCAGUGCGAUCCGCACUGUAAUGCUUGUUCAAAUGGGUAUGUUUUCAGAAGGCAACAAGCGGCGAGUCCCGUGACUCCGCCACGUCGUCAUUGCUUCCCCGACCACAGAGCAUACGCAUCAAAACCUGUUAACGUGCUUCGAACUGAACUGAACGAGGAAAUCCAGAAGAAUCGCGAGAACGUCUCCGCGACUAACUCUAAACGAACGAUGCACAGACGUCCACCGCUGCAGCCCGAACCCGAACAAGAAGAACCCCGUAGAGUGACAUCGCAUUAUGCCCCAGCAUCCGAUCAGUUGAAGACUGAGAUUCGUUCUGAAUGGAAUGAUUACUUCACCGAGGCUCGAUUCCGUCUAUUCUGCUGCCUCGUGUGUUCUGAGAGAGUCUUCGGGCAUAACGUACGAUGGGUGCCUGAAGACGACAUGAAGCGUGAAGAAUCAGGGAUUUGGAAGGUAUUAACCAACUCUACACUACGGACGGACCUCCGACCACCGACUUACGAUUUUUCAGCUUGGCGGGGCGCCCUCAUCGAUCCCCGAGGUCUUCAUCGACCAGAUCGCGUACUCACCCACGAGCAACGCGCUUCAGUGCUCACUCUGUCCUGACUGCUUCAAAAGUUUGUUCCCUACCACAGGGCCACCGACUAAACCCCCUCGGUCGUUGAGCAACGGAUUCUAUCGCGCACUGGAUCAAGUCCCCGCUAAUGUACGAGAAUGCUUCUCCAACGCGAGUCAGCUUGAGCGCCUCGUCACCGCGCGCGCCAGAGCCUACAAGAUUGUGUACAAGCUAACUCGUUUCGGAGAUCCCAAAGCGCAACAAAAAUUUACGCGCGGGAACACCCUCAUCUUCAGCCAGAACACCGCUUCGUUCACCGAUGUACUGCCCAUGUCAGUCGAGGAACUCGCUGACAGUGUUUGCGUUUUAUUCUGCGGAGGGAGUCCCAACCUUGCGGAGUUGGACAAGUGUCGACCCAUGAUCGUGAAGCAGAGCCGGAUCCAAAAGAUGCUCAGGUGGUUGAUCAACGAAAGCAAGAAUCCGGCGUACUCUGCCGUCGCCUUUGAUGGCGAAAGACUUGCCCAGCUCGUUCGACGCAGUUCCGGUACGCUGAACCAGACCUCUCCAGCUUCUACGGCAGUUUCAGCUUCGACUUCGACUUCCGCUUCCGUCUCGGUUGCUCCCCAAGUAUCGGAUCGACAAAUCGCGGAUGGAGACUGUCUCGUGCCCGACGUAGUUUUGGCGAAUGUGGUGACCGCAGAGACAGUGGAACCAACAUCAUCGCUCUUUGAAGGCUACGCAACAAGGCAUAACGACUCUGAUGAACCAGUAUUCGAACACGUCCAUGUGCCGCCACCCCCUACCGACAUGUCAUUCCGACAGGCGACGCCCCUUUGUGGGAAUCUUCGGAUGAGCUCCUGCUCUCGAAGCUGUGGCCACACCUCGAUCCAUUUGGUCUCGUCGGUUUCUGUGUCGAGCGCGACGUCAAGAUUUCUCUGGACGACCACAGCUCUUGCUCGAUCCCUUCUUGUCUGCAAUGUUCAUUAACGUUUGGUACAUACUUAAGAGACUCAUUCAUGUGAAUAGAACUGACUCGCGGACUCGGUGCUGCAUGCCUGAUCCAUGCCGCACGUUCUUAGUAAUGCUAGCUGACGUUGUCAGUCGGUGUUACUCCGUCCGAGGUUCAGGGACCCGUCGCCCCCUCCGGGGGCGCGUUAAUAAAACCGUGAGUCGAGACAAAGAACGUCAAAGAAUGUCAAAGAACCGGAGACAAACCAAAAGACAAACCACGUGGCGUGACGUCAUCGGCAGCUCUCGGUCCAGUGCGUUCCAGCUAGCUAGCGCUGUUUCAGCUUGGGUCGGCCAGCGACAGACCGUUUCGCCUACGUUCGCCGAGGUUCCAUUGAGUAGCACGUGACCCUGUGCAACCCGAAGCAGACUGCGACGACCUGUUUUGCGUGUCUACCACUUCGUAGCGUAGUUCCUUCAACCAUCCAGUUGCCGAAAUGUCAUCUGCAAACUUUUACGUCCCGUCUCCUGUACGACAAUCUUCACGCCGCACGGAGAGCAGAGGGGCAGCGUGAGCGAGCUGAGCCUCUUGCGCACAACCCGACUCCUGCUCUAAUCGCACAGUCGCCGCCGCCAAUCGAUCAACACGACGUCACGCAAACUGGUUCGUCAAGUCAAUCUGCACCGGCAGCACGUCCGAUAGUGUCGACCAGUGCGUUAAUUCCGCCGUUAGGGGCCCCGCCAGCGUGUCACGGCUUGCCGACACUGGGCUUCACUCCACGUCGUUCCGCGGCCUUGCGCGACAUUCUAUGAACCCGGUUGAAACUGAGGCGCAGGCUUUUCCAUCUUUCUCCCUCCUGCUCUUCGCACCUUACCCAUCGCACCUCAUCCCAUCGCCAAUCAUCUCAUCGCAACUCAUGAAAGAAGCCCCAACACCACUCGCGGAUGGCGAACGAACAGCUCUGUCAGUCGAUGACGUCGAUCGACUUGCCGCAAUACGGUCCUGGCCCAGGACACGGCUCAGGUAG
Messenger RNA from Microbotryum saponariae, 2874 nucleotides. The record is from the annotation of a GenBank genome assembly. NCBI's taxonomy places the organism in Eukaryota, Fungi, Basidiomycota, Microbotryomycetes, Microbotryales, Microbotryaceae.